Symphalangus syndactylus (siamang) is the source of this 1528-nucleotide messenger RNA. It is a transcript of the gene HYAL4, whose product is annotated as hyaluronidase 4. NCBI's taxonomy places the organism in Eukaryota, Metazoa, Chordata, Mammalia, Primates, Hylobatidae. Gene Ontology annotation, molecular function: hyalurononglucosaminidase activity. Gene Ontology annotation, cellular component: cytoplasmic vesicle. The record is from RefSeq and is a predicted model, not a curated record. Gene Ontology annotation, biological process: hyaluronan catabolic process; carbohydrate metabolic process.
CAGAAGAUAACAUAAGAUUUUUAUCUUACCAUGAAAGUAUUAUCUGAAGGACAUUUAAGGCUUUGUGUUGUUCAACCAGUACAUCUCACUUCAUGGCUCCUUAUAUUUUUUAUUCUAAAGUUUAUCUCUUGUCUAAAACCUGCUCAACUUCCAAUUUAUCAAAGGAAACCUUUUAUAGCUGCUUGGAAUGCUCCAACAGAUCAAUGUUUGAUAAAAUAUAAUUUAAGACUAAAUUUGAAAAUGUUUCCUGUGAUUGGAAGCCCACUGGCCAAGGCCAGGGGGCAAAAUGUCACUAUAUUUUAUGUCAACAGAUUGGGAUACUAUCCGUGGUAUACAUCACAAGGGGUCCCCAUUAAUGGGGGUCUCCCACAGAACAUAAGUUUACAAGUACAUCUGGAAAAAGCUGACCAAGAUAUUAAUUAUUACAUCCCUUCUGAAGAUUUCAGUGGACUCGCUGUUAUAGAUUGGGAAUAUUGGCGACCACAGUGGGCCCGGAACUGGAACGCAAAAGAUGUUUACAGACAGAAGUCAAGAAAGCUUAUUUCCGAUAUGGGAAGGAAUGUAUCAGCUACCGAUAUUGAAUAUUUAGCUAAAGUGACCUUUGAAGAAAGUGCAAAAGCUUUCAUGAAGGAAACCAUCAAAUUGGGAAUUAAGAGCCGACCCAAAGGCCUUUGGGGUUAUUAUUUAUAUCCUGAUUGCCACAAUUAUAACGUUUAUGCCCCAAACUACACCGGGUCAUGCCCAGAAGAGGAAGUCUUGAGGAACAAUGAGCUCUCUUGGCUCUGGAACAGCAGUGCUGCUUUAUAUCCUUCUAUCGGUGUCUGGAAAUCCCUUGGAGACAGUGAAAACAUUUUGCGCUUCUCCAAAUUUCGGGUGCAUGAAUCCAUGAGGAUCUCCACCAUGACAUCUCAUGAUUAUGCUCUGCCUGUAUUUGUCUACACAAGGCUAGGGUACAGAGAUGAACCUUUAUUUUUCCUUUCUAAGCAAGAUCUAGUCAGCACCAUAGGAGAAAGUGCUGCCUUGGGAGCUGCAGGCAUUGUUAUUUGGGGAGACAUGAAUUUAACUUCAUCCAAGGCCAACUGUACAAAGGUGAAGCAGUUUGUGAGUUCUGAUUUAGGGAGCUACAUAGCCAAUGUGACCAGAGCUGCUGAGGUAUGCAGCCUUCACCUCUGCAGGAACAAUGGGAGGUGCAUAAGGAAGAUGUGGAACGCACCCAGUUACCUUCACUUGAACCCCGCAAGUUACCACAUAGAGGCCUCUGAGGACGGGGAAUUUACUGUAAAAGGAAAAGCAUCUGAUACAGACCUGGCAGUGAUGGCAGAUACAUUUUCCUGUCAUUGUUAUCAGGGAUAUGAAGGAGCUGAUUGCAGAGAAAUAAAGACGGCUGAUGGCUGCUCUGGGGUUUCCCCUUCUCCUAGUUCACUAAUGACACUUUAUCUACUGCUUUUAGCAAGUUAUCAAAGCAUUCAGUUGUGAGAUAAUUGAGUUUAAAGGGAAUUGUGUGGCCUCUUGCCUAGUCAUUUAAAGA